GUGCCGGCCAUCGAUUCAGCGGUCGACAGCUUUGUACGUAAUUCUCCCGGGGAAAAAAAAACACCAUGGCCAUGGGGUCCGAUGAGGAGCCUGGCGCUGCAGGGCCUGCCCUCCCUCUCGUCCGCCUGAACCACGUCUCGUUCCAGUGCGCCUCCGUCGAAGAGUCGGCCGCCUUCUACCAGCGCGUCCUCGGCUUCCAGCUCGUCACACGCCCGGCGUCCCUCGACUUCGGAGGAGCAUGGCUGCACAGGUACGGCAUGGGGAUACACCUGCUGCAGCGUGGCUCGGAUCCCGACGCGCCGCCGGUCGCGAGGCCGCCGGCGGCGAUCAACCCCAAGGGCAACCACAUUUCCUUUCAGUGCGCGGACAUGGGGCUCAUGAAGGCGAGGCUGGGGGACAUGCGGCUGGAGUUCGUCGCGGCGAGGGUGCGCGACGGCGAGACGGUGGUGGAGCAGCUCUUCUUCCACGACCCCGACGGCAACAUGAUCGAGAUCUGCGACUGCGAGAAGCUCCCCGUGGUACCCCUCGCCGAUGCAGCAUCAGCCGGCCUCCCCGAUCUGGUGGUGCCGAUGCCAAGGGACGUGCAUGGCUAGUCGUUCGUGGUACUUCCUCGUAGCUUAGCACGAUUAUUUAUUUGAUUCGUUGGAUUUGUGAGUUGUAACAAGAGACAGUUCAGUACGCUACUGUAGCUCAUUUAAUUUGUUGCCAAAUGCCAAGU
This is a messenger RNA of Panicum hallii, 718 nucleotides long. RefSeq lists its product as uncharacterized. The record is from RefSeq and is a predicted model, not a curated record. Lineage: Eukaryota; Viridiplantae; Streptophyta; Magnoliopsida; Poales; Poaceae. The coding region runs from base 66 to 593 and encodes 175 amino acids. The transcript has 3 exons.